CGCAUGCGUAGAACGGCCGUGUCUCGCGCGCUCUUAUGGCCCGCAGUUUAGACCGCUUGCGUUCCAACCUAGCCGUGUAGAACGCUCCGUGAUCCAACACCUAUACGUCAAAAUAUCAAAUUGAUCUGAUCGUCCACCCUCGACUAAUCAACAAAAAAUGGCAUGAACUUUACCCAAAAACUUUGACGACUUCGAUCCAACUUCUGUGACGUGUAUAUAAUCUAUGUCUACGUCUUACUUAGAUAGGUAGCCCGGACAUUAUGGGCCAGGCGGCAAGCGUGAAGUCGGCGCUAUGGAUAUCUCUUCUGCAUGGCUGCCUUUUCCUCAUCGCUGGUUCCGGCACAGAGUCGCCUUUAGACGACACGACAGUGGAUAUAUCGUCCAGACGAUUCCGGGCAGAGUUUCUUCAGGAGUGGCACAAUUCCCCAGAAGCACCGUACUUCGACCCCAGUACCCCGAGGAAUAUCACUGGAUUGGUGGGACACCCUGUAAGGCUUUUAUGCCGCGUGAAGAAUUUACAGAACAGAACAGUAUCCUGGGUUCGCCACCGCGACAUCCACCUGCUAACAGUAGGUCGGUACACCUACACGUCAGACCAGCGCUUCGAGGCACAGCACAAGCCGAGAUCAGAGGAGUGGGCUCUACGGAUACGGAGUCCACAGCGUAGAGACUCAGGGCAGUAUGAAUGCCAGAUUUCUACUACACCGCCGAUUGGUCAUGCUGUAUUUCUAAAUAUUGUAGAACCAGAAACAACGAUAUCAAGCGGGGCUGAAUUAUUUAUACAAGCUGGGUCGACAAUCAAUCUUACUUGUACAGUUCGGCAUACUCCAGAACCACCCAUCUCAAUUACAUGGACUCACAGAGACCAGAUAAUAAACUUCGACUCUGCGCGUGGUGGUAUAUCUCUAGUGACCGAGAAAGGUCUGAAGAGUACCAGCCGUUUGCUCGUUCAAAGAGCGAGAGGAUCCGAUGCAGGAGUCUACAUUUGCGGGCCGAAUAAUGCUCCUCCAGCCUCCAUCAGGGUCCACGUGUUGUCUGGUGAGCAUCCAGCAGCAAUGCAGCAGGGCUGCGCAAAAUCGUCCUUGGACUUCAUAGUUUCUAUGAUGUGUGCUCUAUUAGCUGUGUCUUUAGUUUUCUUCACCGACCAUUUACAGUUUGGGACGUGAACGUAAUUUAUUAUUGUAAGGACUUAUACAUGAAUAAAUAAUUAAAAUCGUUUAUUAUAGAAAAAAUUAAAGCCAGAUUUAUUGAUAAGUGGGUUACCUCAAGCUAUUUUGGAGAAGAGAAAGAGAAAGAAAGAGAGAAACGGAAAACUCAAAGAGAUUUCGGUUCUUUCAUUAUAAGGUACGAAGCCCUGAAAAAGUAUUUACUAAAGCAGUUGUAAAUAAAUGUACAGAUGUUUUUUAAAUAGUAUUUUGAAUCCAAACCUCUUCAAUGUAAAUAGCAUAUAUGUAACUGUUAUUUUAUUGAUUUAUAUA
Messenger RNA from Maniola jurtina (meadow brown), 1478 nucleotides. Its product is annotated as fibroblast growth factor receptor-like 1. Bases 261 to 1166 code for a protein of 301 amino acids. Gene Ontology annotation, cellular component: neuron projection membrane. NCBI's taxonomy places the organism in Eukaryota, Metazoa, Arthropoda, Insecta, Lepidoptera, Nymphalidae. Gene Ontology annotation, biological process: synapse organization. The record is from RefSeq and is a predicted model, not a curated record. The transcript has 7 exons.